AGCAGUGUGGCACAUGUAAGGUUUGGUGAGAGGCCUGUGAAGCAAAACUCAGAACAAUCUCUCCUACUAUUCCUCAUGCAUUUCACGAGAAUUUUGAAUUUCAGUUUCUUCAGAACUCACUGAACUUGAAGAUACACAGGUACAGUUCCCGAUCUUUUUCUGUGACUGAUCUCGGCAUACAUAGAGGUCAGGACUCUGAAAGAUUCCUAAGAGUUAAAAAGAUUAUAAGAGAACAUAAGAUUUUUAUUUGCAACAUACUGUUUCUUCUGAAGAGAACCGGUUGGAAUCAAAGAGCAGAAUGAAUCAUUGCUCCUUGCUGCCUUUUAUGUUGGGAAUUCCUCUCCUAUGGCCUUGCCUUACAGCAAUAGAAAACUCUACAACAGAGGAAGUUAAGCACUCGGCAGGACCUCAUCUGAGAGUGAAGCGUGGCUGGAUGUGGAACCAGUUUUUUGUACCAGAGGAAAUGAAUAAGACUAGACAUCACAUUGGCCAGCUAAGAUCUGAUUUAGACAAUGGGAACAACUCUUUCCAGUACAAGCUUUUGGGAGCUGGAGCUGGAACUAUUUUUGUCAUUGAUGAAAGAACAGGUGACUUAUAUGCUGAGCGGAAGCUUGAUAGAGAGGAACGGUCCCUCUACACUCUCAGAGCCCAGGUAAUAGACACCACUACUGGAAAGGCUGUGGAACCUGAGUCUGAGUUUGUCAUCAGAGUUUCGGAUAUCAAUGACAAUGAACCCAAAUUCCUAGAUGAACCUUAUGAGGCCAUUGUACCAGAGAUGUCUCCAGAAGGAACACUAGUCAUCCAGGUGACUGCAAGUGAUGCUGAUGACCCCUCAAGUGGCAAUAAUGCUCGUCUCCUGUACAGUUUACUACAAGGCCAACCAUACUUCUCCAUUGAACCAACAACAGGAGUUAUAAGAAUAUCUUCUAAAAUGGACAGAGAACUGCAAGAUGAGUAUUGGGUAAUUAUUCAAGCCAAAGACAUGAUUGGUUUGCCUGGAGCACUGUCUGGAACAACAAGUGUAUUAAUUAAACUUUCUGAUGUUAAUGACAAUAAACCUAUAUUUAAAGACAGUUUAUACCGCUUGACUGUCUCUGAAUCUGCACCCAUUGGGACAUCUAUAGGAAAAAUCAUGGCCUAUGAUAAUGACAUAGGAGAGAAUGCCGAAAUGGAUUACAGCAUUGAAGAUGAUUCAGAAACAUUUGACGUCAUUACUAAUAAUGAGACCCAAGAAGGAAUAAUUAUAUUAAAAAAGAAAGUGGAUUUUGAGCACCAGAACUACUAUCGUGUUAGAGCAAAAGUUAAAAACCGCCAUGUUGCUGAGCACCUCAGGGAAUACCACACUGAGCCUUACACCACUUUGAUCAAGGUCCAGGUGGAAGAUGAUGAUGAACCCCCUGUUUUCCUAUUCUCAUAUUACAUAUUUGAAAUCCUUGAAGGAAGCCCACUCGGAUCAUCUGUGGGCACCGUCUCUGCCACAGAUCCAGAUCAGAGGCAAUCUCCCAUCGGGUAUUCUAUUACCAGAAGCAAAGUGUUCAGUAUUGAUAACAAUGGCACAAUCACCACAACGAACAAUCUUGAUCGAGAGAUUAGUGCCUGGUAUAACCUAACUGUUACAGCUGUAGAGAAAGCCAAUGCAGAACAGAUGUCUUCAGUCCCCGUGUAUGUGCAAGUUCUGAACAUCAACGAUCAUGCUCCUGAGCUCUCUGAAUACUAUGAGCCUUAUGUUUGUGAAAAUGCAGGCUCUGGUCAGGUGAUUCAGACCAUCAGUGCAGUGGAUAGAGAUGAAUCCAUAGAAGAUCACCAUUUUCGCUUUAAUCUGUCUGUGGAAGAAAAGAACUCAAGUUUUACAAUCAUAGAUAAUGAAGAUAACACAGCUGUAAUUUUGACUAAUAGAAACGGCUUUAGCCUUCAAGAAGAGCCUGUCUUCUACGUCUCCAUCCUGAUUGCUGACAAUGGAAUCCCGUCACUGACAAGUACAAACACCCUUACCAUCCACGUCUGCGACUGUGACAGCAGUGGCGGCACGCAGACCUGCAGUGACAGGGACCCUAUGCUUUCCAUGGGCUUCAGGACAGAAGUCGUCGUUGCUGUUCUGAUAUGUAUUAUGGUAAUAUUUGGGUUUAUUUUUUUGAUCCUAGGGCUGAAGCAACGACGGAAGCAGACCCUGUUCCCUGAGAAGAGCGAGGACUUGAGGGAGAACAUAUUCCGGUACGACGACGAAGGCGGGGGGGAGGAGGACACGGAGGCCUUCGACGUGGCGGAGCUGAGGGGCCGCGCCGUCAGGCGGGAGCGCAAGGCCCGGCGCAGCGGCGGCGCCGAGGCUCGGAGCCUGCGCGGGCGGUCUUGGCAGGUCGGCCCCGACAGCGCCGUGUUCAGGAGGUUCAUCCUCGAAAAGCUGGAGGAAGCCGACACCGAUCCCUGUGCCCCGCCCUUCGACUCCCUCCAGACCUACGCCUUCGAGGGAACAGGGUCCUUAGCUGGGUCCCUGAGCUCCUUAGAAUCAGCGGCCUCUGAUCAGGAGGAAAAUUACGAUUUCCUUAAUGAACUGGGACCUCGCUUUAAAAGAUUAGCGUGCAUGUUUGGUUCUGCUGUGCAGUCAAAUAAUUAGGGGGGGUUUUAUUGAUUUUUUUUUUUAAUGCUACUGUGCGUUUGGGCAAACUGGUAGUCUCUUGGUAAAGAGCUGUGUACUCCAGUUCUUUGGGAAAAGAAAAAG
Molecule: messenger RNA, 2716 nt
Organism: Camelus dromedarius (Arabian camel)
Lineage: Eukaryota; Metazoa; Chordata; Mammalia; Artiodactyla; Camelidae
Gene: CDH19
Product: cadherin 19
Exons: 13
Coding region: 299-2611 (770 amino acids)
Biological process (GO): cell morphogenesis; multicellular organism development; cell-cell junction assembly
Cellular component (GO): catenin complex; adherens junction; plasma membrane
Molecular function (GO): calcium ion binding; cadherin binding
Source: RefSeq, a predicted model, not a curated record